AUGGCUGCUGCUGCUGCUUCUUCCUCAUCAUCGUCCUCAAGGUCAUAUGCUUCUUCGUCCUCGUCCUACCAUACCCAGUUGCCUGCAUAUGCUCGCAGCCUGGCCGCCGCCCCUCCAUCGAACCCCGACUACACCCCGAACUCUGCCGUGUCAGACCUGACGGAAUACUCCACUCCGCAAGAACAGCUCCGGCCUCUUGACCUCGGCCCUCCCGGCUUCAACGCAAUAAUAACCCUAUUCGAGGGCACAUCCGACGAGAAGACUGUAUACCUGGGGCCAUGGGAGGUGGUUGGCACCGAGAGCCGGCGCGUCCUCUGGCAAUGCAGCUAUCAACUAGAACGCCUUGAACACUUCCUACCUACCUCAUCGCCGCUCGAGACCUUUCCCCAUACGCUUCAUUCUAGACAUCGCCAGUUUUCCGAUCCGUGUGCGCUUGAGCAGCAUGUCACAUUUCGCGAGCUACAUCGGGUUCGAUAUACAAAUGAGGAUGGCGUGGUGAUUCACGACCAGCCGAUUCAUGUAAAAUACGAGUUUACAACGCUCGACUCGGCGCUCACUUUCCAGGGCGACCUCCGGAAGAAGGAUCUGAUGGACAGCUUUGAUGUGGACGUGGUGUGGACCGACACGCAGGGGCGAACAGACACCUUUGGCAACGUGCGCGGCAUCGGCACGGUACAGCGCCUCAAGCUGUGGUGCGAUCGCUACAACCAGUCGCACUCGCUGACGGUAUUUGCAAAUCACCACCACACGAGCCACAACCAGCGCCGCCAUCGCGGUGGCGGCAGUGGCCGCGGUGACGGCGUCUACCGCGAAUUCCAGGUCGACCAGUUCGAGGGCGAGGUCCGGAACCGCGACGAACGGCACCGCACCCUCCGGCUUGAGGUCCGCGGCAGUAGCCGGCGCGGGAGUGGCGAUUCCUCCGGAGGAGCGGGCGGUGUGGGGAGACGUAUGUCGUUGGCUUCUGCCUUUCGCUCCUCGCGCCGCGGGUCCACUGCUUCUUCCUCCUCCUCGACCUCUUCUUUGGCGCAGUCGGGCGCGGGAGAUGGGAUGCGAUACCUGGGUAUCCAGUUCAGCCGCAGCGAAGACUACCGCCGGUUCCUGGAUACCUGGCUCAUAGCGCACAGCUCAGACAGCGAGUACCACGGCAUUGCCCAUCCCGUGGACGUAUUUGAGCUGCCAUCUCCCCAGAUUGCUGCGUCCACGUCGUAUGAGCUCUCAUCGCAGUCCCUCUGGCAGGCCGAAUUGCCGCUCAUGCCGAGCCUGCCUCCGCCUGCAGAGGUGCCCGAAGAAGAAGACGAUGGCCCAACGCCGUAA
Molecule: messenger RNA, 1314 nt
Organism: Pestalotiopsis fici W106-1
Lineage: Eukaryota; Fungi; Ascomycota; Sordariomycetes; Amphisphaeriales; Sporocadaceae
Exons: 5
Coding region: 1-1314 (437 amino acids)
Source: RefSeq, a predicted model, not a curated record